Messenger RNA from Coccidioides immitis RS, 225 nucleotides. RefSeq lists its product as uncharacterized. Lineage: Eukaryota; Fungi; Ascomycota; Eurotiomycetes; Onygenales; Onygenaceae. The record is from RefSeq and is a predicted model, not a curated record. The coding region runs from base 1 to 225 and encodes 74 amino acids. The transcript has 3 exons.
AUGUUCAUCAUCGGCGGCGCCUGGACAUGUCUUAUCGGCUUCCUUGUGCUCGGGAUAUGUCGCCAGAAGUAUACUCGGACCGGAAGUCCUUCAGUGUCCAUGAAUAAAUCGAGAGACGGCCUGGAUCUAUUGCCAAAUGGCCACCUCCACGGAAGUCAUGGCAUAGAUGCGAAAGCGGGGGGUGGUUGGGGGCUGGUGACUGCCAUCGGGCUUAUGAGAUUAUGA